Messenger RNA from Alternaria atra, 1281 nucleotides. RefSeq lists its product as uncharacterized. The transcript has 3 exons. The record is from RefSeq and is a predicted model, not a curated record. Lineage: Eukaryota; Fungi; Ascomycota; Dothideomycetes; Pleosporales; Pleosporaceae. The coding region runs from base 1 to 1281 and encodes 426 amino acids.
AUGUCGCCUAGCAUUUCCUUUCACGGCGAAGUGCAUCCCAUGUUCCAGCAAAGCCAGUGGCUGAACUUGAGUCCCGCAGAAUACAGGAUACUGAGACCAUCUUUGAUAAUUGCUACGCGACUUCUAAAUCAGGACUGCCUCUUAUCAUUCCACAAUCACGUUCUCCAUGGAAGCCUGAAGUAUCUCCCUGAGAGACAGAAGUUCUAUCUCGAUAAGUCAGUAUUUGAGACAACCAGUUGCGCACAUAAGACGACGUUUGAAGUUCUCAACAGUAUCUUGCCAGAAACAUUGAGGCUUACGAUUGAAGAGCUUGAUGAGAAGGAUGUUCAAUAUGAUGCCAUGACGUACUUUAGCGCACUGCCGCAGGGUCGCACAUUUCACCCGCGCAUCAAGAUACAUAGCCAUCACAUCUACGACAUAUGCCACGUUACCCUCUAUGGAUCUCAACAAGAUCAGGAGGCUAUUACCAUGAGGAUCGCCAUUGCCCUCUGUCAUGAAGUUGCCCAUGUCGUGUGGGGUUAUCGCAAAAGCAGAGAACCGAUAACCAUGAGAAUCAACACUCAUAGCGAGCCUCUUUAUGGACCAGCUGACGCGUUAGCCGAACUAGGCCAUGCUUGGGAGCAAUAUGCUUUUGGUGGCAGCAUCUGGAUCAUCGACUAUCCGGGUCACAUUACUAUUUACUACGAGCCUUUGGAUACAUGGAAUGGAUGCCCAGGUGAAAAUCUACGUGUCAUUGUGCCGCGUUGGUGGAUACACGCUUUCUUCCUACAAUCGACAUGGACCAACUUUCGUCGGCUUCAUCACGAGAGGUUAUUGCGCCUGCCAACUGAGGUCGAGAGUGGAUGUGCGUUCCGAAAGCACUCACCAGGAUGGAGCUUGGAUUGGCACAUGUACCUACAUGGUGUAAAAGUGCAGCGAGCCUGUACAAUGACUUCGUCGGUGCCUUUCCUGUUAUGGAACAUCCUGAACCCCGCUCUCGCAUGUCCAAAGGCUGGCAAAGACUUCGAAGACCUUAAAAAAUCUGGUCAGGGUCGCGAACAAUAUCAAAAAGCAUGUAGCUUGCUCGUUGAUGCGGCAAUGAAUAACCUUCCCAGCGCAGUGGCUCCGCCUGUCAGUUCUGGUUCAAGCAUGUCUGGACGCUCUCUGAAGGUCUCACCACCAGCCUUGAACUUCCUGGUGCCAACCCCAGCUCCUGAUACCAAGGCAGAUACAGAAAGAGUAGAACCCUAUAACACCAAAUCAACCAGCGAUUCCAUGUCUGUGAAUCUACUCGAAACAUAG